Molecule: messenger RNA, 633 nt
Organism: Heterobasidion irregulare TC 32-1
Lineage: Eukaryota; Fungi; Basidiomycota; Agaricomycetes; Russulales; Bondarzewiaceae
Exons: 1
Coding region: 1-633 (210 amino acids)
Source: RefSeq, a predicted model, not a curated record
AUGUUCGGAGUGAGAUCUGGAAAACCGUAUGGGAUUCUCAUCGACUGGGACCUUGCAAUCGACAUGAAAUCUAGAGAUAGUGUGUCUUCUCGUCACCGGACGGGGACUGGGCCGUUCAUGGCCGUCGACCAUCUGGGACCGAAGAUGGGGUCUCCUUAUUUCUACCGCCACGACCUCGAGUCGCUCUUCUACAUCCUACUGUGGUCAGCGUGCGCUUUUCUUCUCAAUGGAACAGAGGUGAAAAAACAGCAUCAAAUCGUGGAGCAUUGGUCGGUGGCGACUUGGGGCGAUGUCAAAGACAAGAAGAUAGCCUUUUUCGCCAAGACCAAGGAUGAAUUCGAAGUGCUGAGCGAGGCAGUGACAGCGCCCUUCAGGCCUAUUCUCGACUCCUGGCUCAGACCUCUCGCAGAGUUGGUCGCAUGGGCACACGCAAAAGCCAACGAGAGGGCACCCCACAAGCGUCGAUCUAGCAAGCGUGCACCUUUAGUAGACCUCGAAACUCUCGGUGGCAACAUGACUUACAAGGUCUUCUUUGAGACGCUGAAUGUGGAUCUUGACACGGCCUCACACAGUUCGGACCAUGAUUUGUUCGACCGAUUAUAUUUUCUGGAAUCACACUCCCUUUGUAGCUGA